AUGGCGCAGGAGAACGCAGAGGCGCGCGCGUCGUCGCGCUCUGCGAGUCGAGAUGCAGCCGUCGCCUCCUCGACAGACAACUGCCUCAUCCGCUGCUCUUCUGGGCAGGCAGAAUCCGCUACUGUCGCCGCUCAGCGGUCUUCGCUGCGUUUCCUCUCCUUUCCUUCUCUCGUCCCAGUGGCAGCAAUCGCCGCGGCCUCGCGCCGCCUCGAUGAGCAGCUCUCUGCGCCUCCGCCGUUCGCGAGCGGCGCGCACUGCGCGAGUCUCUCAGUCUUCGCGUCCGCGGAUUGCAGACAGAGAGAGAUGCUGCACCACCGCGCAGAGGCUGAGCUCCUCGCGCUGGAAAAAACCCAGCUUGAGCGGCUGCAGGCGCGCGAGAGCCGCGAACAAGAAAUCCAUCGUCUGCUGCGAGGCAGCCUGUCAGAGCCCUACAGCAUCUACACCCUUCGCCAUUUCCUCCACGGCUGGCCGCAGCUCACUGUGCUCGCCUACGACGGGGCGGUGUGUGCGGGCGUGUGCGUCUGCAAGCUUGACAUGAAGUCGCGCCGUAGGCGAUCGGAGUCUCGUCUUUCUCUGCGCACAGCCAGCGAGCGGCGUCUUUUUUCGCCGCACGGCUGCGACCGUGACCGCGGCGUCGCAGAAGAAAGCAAAGAGGCGGGAUGGGUGCAGCAAGAGCGGCUCUCAGCGGGUCGCUGCAACGCAGUUUUUGGACUUUUUCAACGCGACGAGGAAGAGGAAAGCGUCCGCAAAGGCUACAUCGGCAUGCUCGCGGUCCUGCCUGCCUACAGACGCCGCGGCCUCGGGAGCCGGCUGGUGGAGUGCGUGCUGUCACGGAUGGAGAGAAAAAACGGAAUAUCCGAAAAAAUCCAGAAAAAAAAAGACGAAGCGACGGGAAGAGUCUGCGCGCGUCUGGAUGGGGAGUCAAGGCUGCCAUGCUGUCCCGAGGGCAGCGGCCGCGAAGAAGAAUCGAGCCGCGUCAGUUCGCUCAGGGCGGCUGCGGCGGCGCACAGCGGAAGGCCAUGCAGCGGGGAGAGAAUAGAGAAGAGAGCGGAGAGAGAGGCAGACACUGCGGACGAGGAGGGCGAUGAUACGGAGCCCGAGGGCGAGGGGGAGGAAGCCAAGGCGAAAACCCAAAAGAUCGUCAGCUGCCGCAUCGAGACUGAAGCAGUCAACACGGGUGCGCUGCGCCUGUACGAGUCACUUUCUUUCGUGCGCGUGGCGCGCAUGCAGAGAUUUUACCUAAACGAAAGCGACGCCUUCAAACUCACGCGCUCCUUCGAAGAUGAGCGAUUUCUUCCUCAGUCGACGUCGGGCGUCAAAGGGCAGUCCCGGUUUGAAAGGAUUCAAAGCAUCAUUAAAACGUCUUCCUGCUGGUGGUAG
Messenger RNA from Besnoitia besnoiti, 1380 nucleotides. RefSeq names its product acetyltransferase, GNAT family protein. Gene Ontology annotation, biological process: N-terminal peptidyl-methionine acetylation. Gene Ontology annotation, molecular function: protein-N-terminal amino-acid acetyltransferase activity. Bases 1 to 1380 code for a protein of 459 amino acids. Gene Ontology annotation, cellular component: NatC complex. NCBI's taxonomy places the organism in Eukaryota, Apicomplexa, Conoidasida, Eucoccidiorida, Sarcocystidae. The record is from RefSeq and is a predicted model, not a curated record. The transcript is spliced from 2 exons.